Molecule: messenger RNA, 1916 nt
Organism: Cuscuta europaea
Lineage: Eukaryota; Viridiplantae; Streptophyta; Magnoliopsida; Solanales; Convolvulaceae
Source: the annotation of a GenBank genome assembly
UUUGUUUAGUUCUUCUACCUUAUUUAACUAGCGGCUCGCACUACUUUUCAGUUCUCGAGUUUUCAGGAAAAAACGCAAUUGGGCGUUCUAACCCUAAGCCAUCAUGUAUGGCCCUAACUGGAUUUGUUUAUAACCUUCCUAGGUUUUCGCUGUGUAAGGGUUGAGCUCGUAGCUGGCCGCGGACUAGCAAAAGGUCCCAUCGUUCGAUUUCAGGAGUCUUGAUUUAUAGAGUUGUAAGCAAGAGCGGGAAGAUGUCUCACAGGAAGUUUGAGCACCCUAGACAUGGUUCCCUUGGAUUUCUUCCUAGGAAACGCGCUUCUCGACACAGGGGAAAGGUGAAGGCAUUUCCUAAGGAUGACCCUUCCAAACCAUGUAGACUGACUGCAUUCUUGGGUUACAAGGCUGGCAUGACACACAUUGUGAGAGAAGUUGAGAAACCAGGAUCAAAAUUACACAAGAAAGAAACAUGUGAGCCCGUUACAAUAGUCGAAACUCCGCCUAUGAUCAUUGUGGGACUAGUGGGAUAUACAAAAACGCCUCGUGGUCUUCGAUGCCUAAACACUGUUUGGGCUCAACAUCUGAGUGAGGAGCUAAGAAGGAGGUUCUACAAAAACUGGUGCAAGUCCAAGAAAAAGGCGUUCAUGAACCACUCACGUAAAUACGAAACAGAGGAGGGAAAGAAGGAUAUCCAUGCUCAGCUGGAGAAGUUAAAAAAAUACUGCUCUGUCAUUCGUGUUUUAGCUCAUACCCAGAUAAGAAAGAUGAAAGGGCUGAAGCAGAAGAAGGCUCAUGUUAUGGAAAUCCAGGUGAAUGGAGGGACCAUUGCACAAAAAGUGGACUAUGCUUAUAGUUUCUUUGAAAAGCAGGUUCCUGUGGAUGCAGUUUUCCAAAAGGAUGAAAUGAUUGAUAUAAUUGGUGUCACCAAGGGUAAGGGUUUUGAAGGUGUUGUCACCCGUUGGGGUGUCACACGUCUCCCCCGUAAGACCCACAGAGGACUUCGUAAGGUUGCAUGUAUUGGAGCAUGGCACCCUGCCAGGGUUUCGUUCACUGUUGCUCGUGCAGGGCAGAAUGGGUACCAUCACCGUACAGAGUUGAACAAGAAGGUGUAUAAGCUUGGCAAAGCUGGACAAGAGUCCCAUACUGCGUCAACUGACUAUGACAGGACUGAGAAGGAUAUCACUCCCAUGGGCGGCUUCCCCCAUUAUGGUGUUGUGAAGGAGGACUACCUGAUGAUCAAGGGUGGUGUCGUUGGUCCCAAGAAGAGGGUUGUCACUCUUCGCCAGUCAUUGCUCAGACAGACCACCCGCAGUGCUAAUGAACAGAUUAACCUCAAGUUCAUUGACACCUCCUCAAACACCGGGCAUGGCCGUUUCCAAACCACUGAUGAGAAGCAAAAGUUUUAUCGUCGAGUCAAGGCAUAGGCUGCACAUUAUUAUUAACUUUCCUCUUCCAAAAUAUCAAGUUUUUGUUUUGUUUUUCUGGCUGUGGGCUAUUUGUUUGGUCGUUGAAGAAAUACAUUUUUGUUUUUUAAGUCCCAAAGCAGGAGUGACUCUUGAAAUUUGGAAUACUCUAUUCCAUCAAUCCAUCCUUCUCAUGAUCUCAUCUAGUCAUCUAUACAUGAAUCUGUUAAGACAUUUUUACUUUAUGGUAUCUGAACAUAAAUUGGGUUUAAAGGCAGUUUUUAAUAUGUUAUUGUUUUUCAGAUAACCACAUGCUGUUAAGAAAAAAUGGAGUUUAUGUCAUGACCUCGCGGAUUAUGUCCGUGACCUUUAAUCUGUUCGAAUUUGGAUGGGAAGGAGUUUUCCAACUUUCAGAACCUAUGAUAGCUUCAUACAUUUUUACGUUACUCUAUAUCUCUAUAUUGAUGUGUUGCAUUAAUUUAUUUAUAGUUCUGAUUAGCAAAAUAUCUGAUUAGC